Molecule: messenger RNA, 4288 nt
Organism: Branchiostoma floridae (Florida lancelet)
Lineage: Eukaryota; Metazoa; Chordata; Leptocardii; Amphioxiformes; Branchiostomatidae
Product: flocculation protein FLO11-like
Exons: 8
Coding region: 413-2233 (606 amino acids)
Biological process (GO): regulation of transcription by RNA polymerase II; positive regulation of gene expression
Molecular function (GO): RNA polymerase II cis-regulatory region sequence-specific DNA binding; protein binding; DNA-binding transcription factor activity, RNA polymerase II-specific
Source: RefSeq, a predicted model, not a curated record
AGAUUUAAUGCUCGGAAAAACUUUUGGAAAAGGUUGGAGUUUUGAUUUUUUUUAGAAUGAGAAAACUGUCAGUAGAUUUGUGCAAUUGUCGAUGAGGAAAUGUAGCAUUGAAAUAUAUUUAUACGUACUCAUUAGGUGCAGGUUGAAUUGGGUAACUUCAGUACUGAAAUGUGACAGUCGCAUUCCAGUAAAUUCUGCUUUACUGCCGUGUUACUGACGAGGUCUACUCUGAAACUGCCCUCCAAAUCCCGGAGUCUGCCACUUAGAAGAGGCAUUGGUUACCAAAACUAUUGUUUAGAAGGUACUUUGGAAGUGGAGAAAGAACCAGACACUAGUGCUGUCAUCAGCAUAACUGCAGCCUGCCACUAAGCACCACAAACGUACAACAGCAGCUUGGACAGAGGGACUCAAAAUGGCAUCUUCCCACAUCAUCACUAUUCCAUUCCAGGAACAGGAGCGCCGGCUGCUGUCCCAGCUGAACAGGAUGCGAGAGCAGGACCAGCUGUGCGACAUGACAGUCCGGGUGGGGACACGCGAGUUCCGCUGUCAUCAGGCCGUGCUGGCCGCCAGCAGUGGACACUUCCUCAGUGUCUUCGUGCAGGGAGUUCUCAGCUUCCCCAAGAUUCUGGACCUCACCUUCACCUCAGCAGACGUCUUCUCCAUCAUCUUAGACUUCAUCUACACAGCCAGUCUUAAGUGUCCCCCAGACGUCUUACCUCAGGUCCUCCAGGCAGCCAAGGUUCUGGAGGUCCACACACUCGUUGAUCACCUGCUGAUGUUCUCUGCCUCGCUAGAAGCCAUGAGGACUAUAUCAAACACGGAGACAGAAUCAUCCCAUUCAAACUUACCUGUACCCAGGGUUACAUCAAACAGGGAGGUAGCACAGCCCACCUGUACAAACUUACCUGUACCCUCAGGUGUUAACGCUGUAACCUCUGGUGUGAACUCUAUACAUGCAGGUGUGAGACUAGCACAUCCCACCUGUACCUUACCUGUACCAUCAGGUGUGAACACUUUACAUGCAGGUGUGAGGGCAGCACAGCCCAUCUCUGCAAACUUACCUGUACCCGCAGGUUUGAACACUGCAAACUCUAGUGUGAGGCCAGCACAACUUACCUGUACAAACUUACCUGUACCUGUACCUUCCAGUGUGAACACUGUACCUGCAGGUGUGAGGGCAGCACAGCUCACCAGUACAAACUUACCUGUACCUGUACCUACAGGUGUGAGGCCAGCACAGCCCAUCUCUGCAAAUUUACCUGUACCCGCAGGUGUGAACACUUUACCUGCAGGUGUGAACACUUUACCUGCAGGUGUGAAGACUGUACCUUCAAGUGUGAGGUCAGCACAGUCCACCUGUACAAACUUACCUGUACCUGUACCUUCAGGUGUGAGCACUUUACCUACAGGUGUAAGGUCAGCACAGCUCACUUGUACAAACUUUGUACCAGGUCCUGUACCUUCAAGUGUAAACACUCUACCCUCAGGUUUGAACACUUUACCUUCAGGAGUGAACACACCUAUGUCAAGUGUGAACACACUUAUGUCAGGAGUGAACACGCCUAUGUCAGGAGUGAACACACCUGUAUCAGGAGUGAACACCCCUAUGUCAGGAGUAAACACACCUGUGUCAGAUGUAAACACACCUUUGUCGACACCUAGCCCAGGUGAACUGGACAGUGUGGUGGUGAAACAAGAGGAGCAGGAGUUCAGCCAUGAGGACACCAGGCCGCAGUCCGAGGACUCGACUGGGAGCCAGAACGCCGACCUCAGGUCAGAGGUCACCAGUCUGCGACAACAGAUCAGCGAUGUCAUCGGGGAAGAAAUACCCCCUGCACAUUCCUUUCUUGCGCUGGGACCAGACCAAGUUGCCGGUGAGAGGGAGCUCUAUCCUGGCUCGGGGGUCUACAUCCACCAGUCCGACCUGCAGAUCCUGGUACACAGGGCGAACUACAGCGGGAGGCAGCUGUGCCAUAACUUGUUCGACCACUUACACCGGGACGUCGACCUGACACACUACUCAGCUUUCCACACUAAGCACGGGUUCGGGAAGGCUGUACUGGACCAAAACGUGCUGGAGGCGAUAGAAGCAUUUGUGUUGAUGAUGACGAUGGAUGAGAAUUGGAAAGCGGACAUCUCGAGGAGGCAGAUCCGGAGGAUUUUCGGGAACAAGUGUACCGCUGCAGUGAGGGGGAUAAAGAGGAAAUCUGCAGAGUACCAAUCCUCCAGCUGAUGCUAUCACCAUGGAAACAAGUGUACCGCUGCGGUACGGGGAAUAAAGAGGAAAUCUGCAGAGUACCAAUCCUCCAGCUGAUGCUAUCACCAUGGGAACAAGUGUACCGCUGUGGUGAGGGGGAUAAAGAGGAAAUCUGCAGAGUACCAAUCCUCCAGGUGAUGCUAUCACCAUGGGAACAAGUGUACCGCUGCGGUACGGGGAAUAAAGAGGAAAUCUGCAGAGUACCAAUCCUCCAGCUGAUGCUAUCACCAUGGGAACAAGUGUACCGCUGCGGUACGGGGAAUAAAGAGGAAAUCCGCAGAGUACCAAUCCUGCAGCUGAUGGUAUCACCAUGGGAACAAGUGUACCGCUGCGGUACGGGGAAUAAAGAGGAAAUCCGCAGAGUACCAAUCCUCCAGCUGAUGCUUAAGCACCAUGGGAACAAGUGUACCGCUGUGGUACGGGGAAUAAAGAGGAAAUCUGCAGAGUACCAAUCCUGCAGCUGAUGGUAUCACCAUGGGAACAAGUGUACCGCUGCGGUGAGGGGGAUAAAGAGGAAAUCUGCAGAGUACCAAUCCUCCAGCUGAUGGUAUCACCAUGGGAACAAGUGUACCGCUGCGGUGAGGGGGAUAAAGAGGAAAUCUGCAGAGUACCAAUCCUCCAGCUGAUGCUAUCACCAUGGGAACAAGUGUACCGCUGCGGUGAGGGGGAUAAAGAGGAAAUCUGCAGAGUACCAAUCCUCCAGCUGAUGCUAUCACCAUGGGAACAAGUGUACCGCUGCGGUACGGGGAAUAAAGAGGAAAUCCGCAGAGUACCAAUCCUCCAGCUGAUGCUUAAGCACCAUGGGAACAAGUGUACCGCUGUGGUACGGGGAAUAAAGAGGAAAUCUGCAGAGUACCAAUCCUGCAGCUGAUGGUAUCACCAUGGGAACAAGUGUACCGCUGCGGUACGGGGAAUAAAGAGGAAAUCUGCAGAGUACCAAUCCUCCAGCUGAUGCUAGCACCACACUGACAAACCAAUGCCCAGCCGGGCAAUUUGAAAUGAACUGAAAUGUAACAACAUCCCAAUGUACUAUUAGGGAUCUUGGGUAUUCUCUCCAAGCUCCUUGUGAAUUGUUCCCCCAUCAUAGUUUAUGCUUUUUGGCCAAGCACAGCCGGGGUCUCCCUGUCGGCCCCACAUUUCUCGAUAAGUGUGAAGGGUUUUGGUCACAUUUCCCUUGUCCCAUCUACUUUGCCCGUAAGCAUUUACCAAUACGAGUCACCAGUGUCUACCUGGAUACUAGGUGGUCUAGUUUGAAAAGUUUCUCAAAACAAAAUACAUUUGUAAGAUUGUACAGCGCUACUAGACGACCUGAAGUUCGAACCCGGAAAGUCAAAAAGUUACCUUUGUUCUCGAUAUCUAGACAUAAAUUCACCUUUCCACUUGAGUCUUAUUUGUACAUACAUGUAAGUCUUGGGUCACAGAGGAAAAUCAAGUUGCUUAUAGCACUGUCUUAUGAAUUAUAGUACGAUGUAAAUCGUAAGUAGUACAGCAUCUAUUGUACCAGUAGAUGUUCGCAGAUUAUUUACUGCCAACUACUGUACUGUACUAUACUAUACUAUCCAAACUACUGUUUAAGAAUAAAAAUUUUGAUAUACUAUUCAUUAAUGUUUUUAUUACUUAUUUAUAGUGAAAUAUUCUUUCGUCUUUAUUCUUAAAAUGAGAAAAUGGGUUGUCUUACAUCUUCGUUAUCGGCCAGCUCUGUCCUAGCCUAGAUAAAAAAGUUGAAAAGCUUCGGAAAGAUUGACUUGCAAGCCAGAUUACUAAUUGGGUAAAAUACCUUUAUUUCAAAACCGUUUGCAACAAAUGCUCAUGCUUACACGUAGGACUGGAUGUCAAAUUACACAGUUCGAUAAAAUAAGCAUACAACAUUCAAUUUGACAGUUGUAUGUUCACACUACAUGAAAUUUUUUUAAAAGAUUGAAACCUCAAACCUUGCUCAUUUUUGAAACAAAGAAAAACGGGAGGACACCAGAUGAAGACACUGGAUCCAGGAAGCACAUAUUGACAAUAUGAAAAAAAGAAUGAAAAAUG